AUGGCGACGCUCGUGCCACCGCCGCCCAAACGGCAGCGGCGCGAGGAGAUCGCGCGGACCAAGGUGCAGCAGGAUGUCAACGCGCUGCUGCCGCCAGACCACGGCUCGUUCAAGGCACGGUUUAUCGACGCCGAUGGCCAGCAGAUGGCCGAUGUGGUCGAGGUGCCGAUCGCCGAUGCCUCGGAGAAGAAUGUGUCGCUGCUCCUAAACACGCUGCUCGGCCGCGACCAGGACGAGUUCCUGCCCUAUCGCUUCCGCAUCCACAUCCCGACCGACGCCACCGAUGCAAAAGACGACAAGAAAACACCCCUCGUCGUCGACCAGUACCCGACCGACCUCUAUGCCCUUCUGCGCAGCCACGGCAUCGACAACCCCUUUGAGACGACGCUGACGCUCGCCGCCGAGCCGCAGGCCGUCUUCCGCGUGCAGAGCGUCACGCGGCUGGCACACCGCAUCCCUGGCCACGGCCAGUCAAUACUGGCAGUUGCCUUCAGCCCAGCCGCCAGUCGGCUACUGGCCACCGGCAGCGGCGACCACACGGCACGCAUCUGGGACACGGAGACGGGCACGCCCAAGUUCACGCUGAAGAAACACCGCGGUUGGGUGCUGGCCGUCGCCUGGUCGCCCGACGGGACGCGGCUGGCUACGUGCAGCAUGGACGGCGGUGUGAUUGUGUGGGACCCCGAGACCGGUCUGGCGGUGGGCAAGGAGUUGACGGGCCAUUCCAAGCCCGUGCUGGCUCUGGCGUGGGAACCGUACCACGCGAUGCAAGACGGCGUGCUGCAGCUGGCGAGCGCCAGCAAGGACGGCACCGUGCGUGUGUGGGCAGCCAACUCGGGCACCGUGCAGCACGUCCUCUCGGGCCACAAGGGCAGCGUGAGCUGCGUGAAAUGGGGCGGCGCCGGCUACAUCUACAGCGCGUCGCACGACAAGACGGUGCGCGUCUGGGAUGCGGCGCGCGGCACGCUGGUGCACGAGCUCAAAGCACACGCCCACUGGGUCAACCACCUGGCGCUGUCGACGGACUUUGUGCUGCGGACGGGCUACUUUGACCACCUGACGGGCGGCGGCGGCGCCGAGGGCAUCCCGACGACGGACGAAGCGAAGCGCGAAAAGGCGCGCGCACGCUACGAGAAGGCGGCCGGCGCGCACGGCAAGAGCGGCGAGCGGCUGGUGUCGGCGUCGGACGACUUUACCAUGUACCUGUGGGACCCCAGCAAGACGAAGCCCGUGACGCGCAUGGUGGGCCACCAAAAGGCCAUCAACCACGUCACGUUCUCGCCCGACGGCCUCUUUGUGGCGUCGUCGAGCUGGGACAACCACACCAAGAUCUGGCGGGCGCACGACGGCAGUUUCAGCAGCACGUUGCGGGGCCACGUGGCGCCCGUGUACCAGUGCUCGUGGUCGGCCGACUCGCGCCUGCUGGUGACGGCGUCCAAGGACGCGACGGUCAAAGUGUGGAACGUGCGGGCGGCCAAGCUGGCGGCGGACCUGCCGCACCACGAGGACGAGGUGUAUGCGGUGGAGUGGAGCCCCGAUGGCCAGCGUGUCGCGAGCGGCGGCAAGGACAAGGCGGUGCGGCUAUGGCGGAAUUAG
This is a messenger RNA of Sporothrix schenckii 1099-18, 1596 nucleotides long. Its product is annotated as ribosome assembly protein 4. The record is from RefSeq and is a predicted model, not a curated record. Bases 1 to 1596 code for a protein of 531 amino acids. NCBI's taxonomy places the organism in Eukaryota, Fungi, Ascomycota, Sordariomycetes, Ophiostomatales, Ophiostomataceae. The transcript has a single exon. Gene Ontology annotation, biological process: ribosomal large subunit assembly. Gene Ontology annotation, molecular function: protein binding. Gene Ontology annotation, cellular component: nucleolus.